Mytilus californianus (California mussel) is the source of this 8674-nucleotide messenger RNA. RefSeq names its product alpha-1,3-mannosyl-glycoprotein 2-beta-N-acetylglucosaminyltransferase-like. Gene Ontology annotation, cellular component: Golgi apparatus. The coding region runs from base 157 to 1470 and encodes 437 amino acids. The record is from RefSeq and is a predicted model, not a curated record. The transcript is spliced from 12 exons. Gene Ontology annotation, biological process: protein N-linked glycosylation. Gene Ontology annotation, molecular function: alpha-1,3-mannosylglycoprotein 2-beta-N-acetylglucosaminyltransferase activity. Lineage: Eukaryota; Metazoa; Mollusca; Bivalvia; Mytilida; Mytilidae.
CUACAGGUGCUUCAAAUAUUAUAUACUUAGCGACCAGUUGUCUCGCGAGAUGCCACAUAAUCGUCAAAUUCUAGUCGUGGUAGAUUGCUGAUAAGAUAUUUAUAUAUGUACCAACUAUAAUGUUGACCAGGUUUUGUUACAGGUUACCAUGACAACAUGAGGAGAAAACAUUUAGUGUCCCUGGUAGUCCUGAUCUUCCUCACAUGGAAUAUUCUGAUGUAUUACUUCCUGGUUUCAAAGAAUCCAACUAAGAAUGAGAACCGUGUGUUGGUCAGUGAUAAGUUGAGAUGGCUACAGAAUGAUAUAGAAAAACAACUCAGAGAUAACGAAAAGUUACUGGAAGAUCUUCGACAAAUUAAAGACGAUACAGUGAAGAAAGAAAAAGCCAACAGGCUGAAAACUCAUGGGGUUGAAGACACUGAUCCUGCCACACAUAAAAUAGCUGUGUUAAUGUUUUCCUGUGAUAGAACUACAGUUAGUCGUAGUCUUGAUUCUUUAUUAAAAAUUCGUCCAAAAGGGGACAGGUUCCCUAUUGUUGUCUCUCAGGACUGUGGCCACAAGCCUACAUCUGAUGUCAUACAAACAUAUGUCAAGAAAGAGAAAGGACUGGUCACCCAUAUAAAGCAACCCGACCUUAGUGAUAUAAAACUUGCUUGGCCACAGAAGAAGUUCAAAGGCUACUUCAAAAUUGCCCGCCAUUAUAAAUGGGCACUUGAUCAAAUUUUCUUCACUUUUAAUUAUACGGCAGUUAUAAUUGUAGAAGAUGAUCUGGAGUAUUCACCUGAUUUCUUUGAAUAUUUUUCUGCCACCUACCAAAUACUGAAGGCAGACCCUACUCUAUGGUGUGUGUCAGCCUGGAAUGAUAACGGUAAAAGUGGUAUGGUAUCUGAUGAUCCAGAAUUACUAUACAGAUCAGACUUUUUUCCUGGUUUAGGAUGGAUGUUGGAAAAACAUGUCUGGCUUGAACUUAGUCCAAAAUGGCCAGAUUCAUUUUGGGAUGACUGGAUGAGACAUCCCGACCAAAGAAAAAAUAGAGUUUGUAUUCGACCAGAGAUCUGUAGGACAAGUACCUUUGGUAAAAAGGGGGUUAGCAAGGGAUUAUUUUAUGACAAACAUUUAAAAUUCAUCAAACUUAAUGAGAAGCCAAUAGACUUUACAAAGAAAGAUUUAACAUAUUUAAUAAAAGAAAAUUAUGAUCCAACAUUCCACAAAAUGGUGUAUGAAACACCGUUAGCUUCUGUGACAGAUGUGAUAACAUUGAGGAAGAGGACUCUUCCUGCAUUACGAGUUCAGUAUUCCUCAAAAGAAGAAUUUAAAUCGGCAGCUAAACAAUUAAAAAUAAUGGAAGAUUUUAAGGCUGGUGUACCUAGGGUUGCUUACCGUGGUGUUGUUAGCUUUAUGCGUUCAGGUCAAAGAAUUUAUUUAGCCCCUCCGGAAGGGUGGACAGGUUAUGACACAACAUGGACGUGACAACUGCUGAACUUAGUCAUUUAUGUACAAUUGUCUGCAUCUACACUUACCAGUGAUUGAAAGAGUUUAUUUAAGUUGCAUAUACAGAGUCCUAGAAAAGUUUUUAAGCCUGGUGGUAACAACAAGACUACAAAUCUGGUGGUGUUUCAAGUCAGUGAAAGAGUUAUUUGUAGUUGCAUAGUUCUAGAAAGGUUUUUAAGUCUGGUGGUCAUAUAAUCAGGACCAUACAGAACUCAAUUCUGGAAAAAGAAAAUUUUUGUGGUCCUGUAUAUGUAUUUGCAGAAAUUUUUUAAUUUCCUUCACAUUUUUAUACAUGUUGCUAUAGAUAAGAUAAGGCCAAUUUGCACAAUAAUUAUAUUGUUUAAUAUCAAAUAUUAACAUACAUUGUAAUCAAGAGCUAUACUAAAUACUAGUCCGCAAAAAAAACCCCAAUUAAACCACAAAAUUUUUGUGGACAUUAAUAACCCUCGCUUCUACAUUCAAAAUUGGUGGACCUACCUAACUUUGGUGGUCAGGACCAACAGGACUACCAAUUUUCAGGACACUGCCAUGCAUAAUAGUUCUGAACUCUGUGUGCAGAAUCUAUUUCAUUUUCUUAUAUUUUUAUAAAAGGCUUAAUGGAAAAAGGUAUAGCAUAACAUUGUAUGCUUCUAAAUUUAUUUUUAUUUUUUGUAACAGAGCUGUUUGAAUUAGUUCCUUGGAAAGGUAUUUUAAAAGAGCGUAUUGAGUGGACACAUCAAUUUUGAAGGUAUAACCAUUAGCAAUUUUAUCAAGAUGGAAUUAGACUGUACCUGUACUUAACACAUUGUAUCCCCACCUGUCAAUAAGACUUUAAAGUUUUGGGUUAUUAUUGUUUGAAUCCACCUCUGCUUAUAUAUCCACCACAAAGUACAAUUUACUUUUUUAUUGUUCUGGAAUUACCCCUUUAACUAUUAUGACAUUUCUGUUAUCACCAAAUGUUUAUGUUUAGUCCACAUUGGGUGAGGGUUCAAGCAUUUUUUUAUUUUUUUCUAGAGAAAAGAAGGUCUUGGGAUUAAAAAGCUUAACAUUAACAUCAAAUAGAUAAACUUGAGGAUGAUAGAAAUAAUUAUACAUGGCUUUACUGUUUUUGUUCUUGUACAAAUUAAUUUUAUCAUUUCUGACAAUAUUUGUUAACAAUAUAUGUGUAGCCAACUGGUUAAUUAAUAUUUGUCUUAAACGGCCAUGUUGAUCUUAACAUCAUCUGAAAGUAUGUAUCUUCAGUACUGUUAAGACAUUUGGCUUGCAGUCAAUCUGGUACUAGUACUGUCAAGUAGCUCUUCAGACAAAUUUAGUAUGUUUUUGUUUUGAACAGAUAAAUAAAAACUACUAAACAAAAACUAAACAAAUCUUAAUUGACUGCAAGAGAAUUAUCUGAACAGUUCUGAAUUUACUGCAGUGGAUAAGUCUGAAUUUUGUCUGAAAAGACUGAACCACAAGUAAUAAUUUUUUUAAGUUUUUAGAUCAUCAUUGACUUUUCAGGUAAAAAUUGGUUUGCAAGUGGCCCUGAAUGUUAUUGUGUCAUUUGAAGUUGGUGAUACACUUUAUACAGGUAAACCACAAAUUUAGUUGUUCUGCUAAGACUUUAAAGUUUUACUUUUAAAGUACAAGUUACUAUAGGUUGUAAGAAGAUUUUGGCUUAACUACGAAAUUCAAUAUCCAAGAACAUAAAAAAAUUUCCUUAAUCCAAGAAAAUUGGUAUCCAGGAUUAUAAAUGAAUCCAUGCUAUCUCAUUUAUUGUAGUAUAUUUGUUACACUACAGCUAAUGUGUAUUUUUGCACUCCACCAGUCCGCUAUUGGAAUUGGUUAAUCACACUAAAUAUGGUAUCAAUAUUUAUGUUUGGAAGUUGAAUGGAUAUUAUUGAAUGAGUGAAAUUUAUUGUUAUGUUUGUUUUCUGUAUAAUUUUUGUAAUAAUGACAUUUCUGUUAUCAUCAAUAUUUUUUUUAUCACUAUUUGUUUUAGUUUUGCUUUGAUCUUUUUUGUGAUCAUUUUUCAUAUCAUGCUUCUCGAAUGAUAUGAGUUUUUCUCAGAUAAGAGAAAGAGAAUGUAUGACUUCAUGAGUCGAUGUCAUUGACAAUGCCUAGGAAAACAGUGUUAAAAAGAUUAUCAAUGUGCUUUCAAAUGUGAGGAUGUUUCUUGACUACAUCUCAUCUCAGGGCUGUUCUCCUUCAAUGACAAUGUAGCUGAAGAAAACUAUCGAUAAUCUAUAAUUACAUGGCAACUAGAAUGUCAAAGUGUGAUUAUAUUUUGUUAUACAUUGUAAGUCAAUGUUUGAUUGUUAUAUACUGUAGAGAAAUCCAAUUUUUUAUGUUCUGAUUUAUCUAGUAUUGUUAAAUUAUGUACUUUUAAAAUUUUUAACAAUGAUAGCUUAUUUUCUAAUUGUAGUGAGAAUCAAUGCAAAGUUAAAAAAAAAUAGAAAUUACUGUAUCUAACAUUAAUAUCAGGUUGCUAGAAUUGUUUGAAAUAAAAACCUUUUUUUAUCAAAUACUGAUUUGGAAAAAGUGUCCUUUUUUAUUCAUUUAUACAUAGAAGUCCUGCACACACUAUUUCAUUUCAUGCAAUAAUUAAACUGCAUUUUGCCACUGAGUUUAUAACAGUACCAAUAUUUCUACACCAGAUACACAUUUAGACCAUUAAUGUCUCUUCGGUGAUGCACAAAGGCCAAAAUAUUUGAAAAUCCAAAAUUAGAGCUUAUAGACAAAAAAGUAUAGCCUAAGUUGGUCAAGGUUUCAGAGCUUUGCAUGAAGGAGAUGUAUUCCUUAAAUUGAAAUAAUUUCCAAAAUAAUGUAACAGCAAAUUUUGAUAACACUGUAUCCAUAUUUUCAUGCCAGUACCAAAGUACUGGCUACUGGGCUGUUAAUACCGUUGGGGACUAACAGUCAACCAGCAGAGGUAUCGAUCCAGUGGUAGUAACAAAAUCAAUUCUUCUGCACUAGAUACACAUUUUGACAGUUCAUUUUCAGUUAUAGAAUGUUACUUUUUUAAAACUCAAUAACUUUAAUUUUUAAUUGUUGAUGGAAAUCUACACAUUUUCUCCUAAUUUCUGACCUACAACAUUCCCAUUUCAUUGUGUGUAUAUUAUAUAUAUGUCUCUCUGUGAUUAUCAUAUCAAUUGAAAAAAGUAAGCUUUUCUCAUCACUUGGCGUUCCUCAUCCGUCGUCGUCAUCGUCUGUUAACUUUUACAAAAAUCUUCUCCUCUGAAACUACUGGGCCAAAUGAAACCAAACUUGGCCUGAAUCAUCCUUAGGGUAUUUAGUUGAAAAAUUGUAUCCGAUGAUCCUGCCUAUCAACCAAGAUGGCCGCCGUGGCUAAAAAUAGAACAUGGGGGUAAAAUGCAGUUUUUGGCUUAUAUCUCUGAAACUAAAGCAUUUUGUGCAAAUCUGACAUUGGUAAAAAUGUUCAUCAGGUCAAGAUCUAUCUGCCCUGAAAUUUUCAGGCGCAUCAGACAACCCGUUGUUGGGAUGCUGCCUCUGUAUUGGUAAUUUUAAGGAAAUUUUGCAGUUUUUGGUUAUUAUCUUGAAUAUUAUAAUAGAUAGAGAUAAACUGUAAACAGCAAAAUUGUUCAGCAAAGUAAGAUCUACAAAUAAGUCAAAAACAUGACCAAAAUUGUCAUUUGACCCCAUAAAGAGUUAUUGCCCUUUAAAAGUAAUUUUUUUCUCAAUUUUUUCGUAAAUUUUUGUUAUCUUUUACAAAAAUCUUCUCCUCUGAAACUACUGGGCCAAAUUAAACCAAACUUGGCCUAAAUCAUCCUUAGGGUAUCUAGUUUUAAAAAUGUAUCCGAUGACCCUGUCCAUCAACCAAAGACGGCUGCCGUGGCUUAAAAUAGAACAUGGGGGUAAAAUGCAGUUUUUGGCUUAUAUCUCUGAAACUGAAGCAUUUAGAGCAAAUCUGAUAUGGGGGUAAAAAUGUUCCUCAGGUCAAGAUCUAUCUGCUUUAAACUUUUCAGACGCAUCAGACAACCCGUUGAUGGGUUGCUGCCUCUGAAUUCGUAAUUUUAAGGAAAUUUUGCAGUUUUUGGUUAUUAUCUUGAAUAUUAUAUUAGAUCGAGAUAAACUGAAAACAGCAAAAAUGUUCAGCAAAGUAAGAUCUACAAAUAAGUCAACAUGACCAAAACUGUCAAUUGACCCCUUCAGGAGUUAUUGCCCUUUAAAGUCAAUUUUUCACAAUUUUUUGUAAAUAUUUUAAUCUUUUACAAAAAUCUUUUCUUCUGAAACUACUGGGCCAAGUUCAUUAUAGAUAGAGAUAACUGUAAACAGCAAGAAUUUUCAGUAAAGUAAGAUCUACAAACAAGUCACCAUCACCAAAACACAGAACUUUGUCAUGAAUUCUAUGUUAUAGAGUGUCCUUUGUUUAAUAUGCACUGCAGCACAGAGACCAAGGUGAGCGACACAGGCUCUUUAGAGCCUCUAGUUUAAUAUGUUGACAAACUGAAAAGCUUGUUAGACUUCGGAUUCCCACUCUAGGUUUAAUAGCAUUUUUAUGGUAUGUGCUACAUUUGAACUUGAUGAAAUCAAUUGGUUAUUGUCAUUUUUCAAAUGAUUAAUAUGUAAAAUCUUUCCUUGAUCUUGAUGAUGUUUGAAUUAAUUAGUUCAUCAUAAUAUGUUUAAGACCAGAGUACAAAUUAGAGAGAAAAGUCGUUAAUGUAUUAUGUACUUUUCAUUAGUAGUGAAAUUAGACAUAGUUUCAAUAAUCGUCAAUCAUCCAUUUUUCCAAUACACUUAAGUGUUACAUAACCAUUUGUUAUGCCCCUGCCGUAGCGGAGGGGGCAUUAAGUUUUACCCUUGUCCAUCUGUACGUCUGUCCAUCCGUAUGUCAGUCCGUACGUCUCAAAAUUGGUUUCCAUUCUCUAACUCUAGUUUGCCUAAACCAAAUGUUAUGAAACUUAUCCACAAUGUUUAUUACCACAAAACACAGAUCAAGUUUGAAUUUUGGUGGCGUCACUUUUACUGUUCUAGAGAAAUGCCCCUUUACAAAUGAAAAAAAUGCUGAUUUUUUUUGUUUCCGUUUUCUAACUUGAGUUUGCCUCAACCAAAUGUUAUGAAACUAAUCCACAAUGUUUAUUACCACAAAACACAGAUCAAGUUUGAAUUUUGGUGGUGUCACUUUCACUGUUCUAAAGAUAUGCCCCGUUACAAAUGGAAAAAUUGCUGAAAUAUUAGUUUUUGUUCUCUAACUUUAGUUUGCCUCAACUAAAUGUUAUGAAACUUAUGCACAAUGCUAAUUACCACAAUACACAGAUCAAGUUUGAUUUAUGUUGGCGUCACUUUUACCGUUCUAGAGUUAUGCCCUUUACAAAUCUCAAAAUUGCUGAAAUAUUUGUUUCUGUUCUCUUACUUUAGUUUGCCUCAACCAAUUGUUAUGAAACUUAUGCACAAUGCUAAUUACCACAAAACACAGAAAAAGAUUGAAUUUUGGUGGCGUAACUACUACUGUUCUAGAGUUAUGCCCCUUUAAAAAUGGAAAAAUUGCUGAAUUUUUCGUUUCUGUUCUCUAAUUUAAGUUUACGUCAACUAAAUGUUAUGAAACUUUUAAACAAUGUUUAUUACCACAAAACUCAGAUCAAGUUCAAAUUUGGGUAGUGUCAGUUUUACCGUUCUUGAGUUUUGUCCCUUUAUAACAAUAUAUGCAAGUGGGGGCACCAUCUGUGUCCCAUGGACACAUUCCCCAUUUAUUUUGUUUAGAAACAGUUAGUGGCUAUAUAUAAAAGUGUGCAUUAAAAAGGGUCUUGGUGGUUGGGGAGGGGUUUCAUAUCUGUAUUUCUUUAAUUUGUAAUGCCAUGUGUCAUAUACAUGUUUUUUUUGCCCACUAUUCCCUUUUUUUGUAUUUUUGCACCUCACUAUUCUCUAUUCUUGAAAUUUUGGGCCAUUUUUUCUAAUCUGUUUUUUUUUUUGGUCAAUUUUCUCUUUUUUUUUGGAAGCCUGUUUUUGAACAUGAUGUAAAUAGAACUUAUUAAAAUAUAAACAUGAAAAAAAAUAUCAGACAUAGAGAUCUUCCAUGCUGUUGUCAGAGGCAUCAACAUUUAGGUUCAGUCUGUACUUAUAGUUUUUUAACAUCAAUAACUUUCUCAAACCUUCAUGGAAUUUUAUGAGACUUGGACAAAAGCUUUGUUAUGAUGAAAAGACAGUAUUCAGUGUUAAAUUUUGAAAAUAUAUUUUUUCAUUUUCCUUAUUUUACUGAUACAUGGACAGUUUUAUUCACAGUUAAAAUUAAGAUGCAAUGGGGGGAAACAGUUUUUCAGAUAUCAAUUCAUUUGUCAAACCCUCAUGGAAUUUCAUGAAACUUGCACAAAAACUUUUUCUAGAAAUUGCAUCUAAUGAAAAUAAAGUUUUAUAUUUUUAUGCCUUUAAUUGAUAAAUGCAUUUAGUUUUUUGCAGUCAACAUGACAGUAUUGCACUGACAGCAGCAGGCGCGACGCAGGGUUCUAAGAAACUUUCUAUGAAAUUUAUAGUUGACUAUAAAGUAUAUGUAUUUUUUAUUGUUGUAUAAUUUACAGCUACCUGUAGUUGUUCACAUUAGUUGAUAGUUUUCUUAUUGGCAAUCACCACAUUCCCUUAUUUAAGGAUGUUCCCUAUUCUAUUUCAAAAUAAAAAGCUUUUUAACUUUUAUAUAUUGGUAGUAUGAAAAAACUGGACCUAAAAGAGUAGAAAAAAGUUGAUGGUUCAUGUCUUUGUUUUUGAGAUAUUAGCCGUUGAAAAUUUGGCAGGAAAUGAUGCUCUCUCAUUUAGUUUAACAUUGGCACCUCUUUUCCUUGAUAAAACAAUGAAAAAAUAACAAGGAUUUCUGAAAAUAGGGAUUGGCAGUCAAAUCUUUUAAUGGCAUAACAUCAAUAAAACCAGAGGAUUCCAAAUAUCUGACAAGAAUUCAAAAACAAAAGCAGCAAACAUCCUUAAUAUUUAUAAUUGUAACAAAAUAAAGUGCAAAAAUCUCCAAUAUCAUGUAAACUAAUGCUGGUUAGGAAACAAAUUACGAAAGAUAACUCAUUUUCUAGAGUUUUUGUAUGUAAAGCUCUUGUUCUAGAGGUCAGAGUUCAAGGUUCAAUCUAUGUCAUAGUUGACACUGAACAAAUUUGUGGGGAAAAAUGCACGGUUUCAUUAAAUAUUUUCAGUAUUUAGAUGUGUUGUCAGACAUGAAUGUAAAUAAUCAUUUCAGAUAAUAUAUAUUUUAAUAAUAAAAAUAUCAUUUGUA